UUAGAUGCAUACACCAUUUUGUUUUCCUGACAGGUAGAAUGUCGUGUUCUCUCAAAUGAGACUGCUCAAUGGAGGAACACACGGUGUAGUCAGCGGUCUGCAUCGCAGUCCGCCAUACAGCAUACCAUACGACCUUGUUGUGGGGAGCUCAAUGGGCAGUGUACGCUGACCAGUCCACAGCACUGUUGGUUCAUGAACGGUCGGUUUCAUAUGGACGCUGAGCAUUGCUCACAGGUAGAUUGUCUACGGCAACUUUGCAUUCUGGGAGACCAAUCAGUAGCCGACAGUUGCGUCACACAAGUUUUUCCUCGACGAUGCCAUCAAUGGUGGCGAUUUGUGACGUCAAUCUAUCUGCACCAAGGAAUUCUGGACUGUCUGGUGAUCACCUUCUUGCAAAUAUGGUUAUACUGGGGCCAGGAAAACUCUAUUGGAUGGUUGCGCAUGGCAAUAGUGCAUCAUACCGCUGGUGUGGGCGGACACUUGAUUGGUUCCUUAUUCACAAGACACGACUGGCCUGAGGCCGGAGCGGGUCCCGCUGUGGGUGGAAUUAUGGGCCUGGCACUAGUUGAACACGUGAUACUCUGGCGAACAAUGGAGAAUCCCCUACCCAGGCUCGCUCUGUUGAUCGUCUGCCUGUGUACACUGUUUUCCAUUGGCACACUGCCUCAAGUGAACAACUAUUCCAUGAUAACUGGAAUACUUUACGGCUGUCUAUGCGCUUUGGUACUUUGGAGUCCUAUCGUGUUUCGACGCAAAUUGACUCGAUGUAAAUUCGUUAUUGUCUUUGUGAUAGUGACAAUGCUGUUAUUUAGCAUUGCUUUAUUUUACGGAGUACAACACAUCGAUUUAAACUCCUCUCAUUAUGUAAAUUGCAUACCCUAUGCAGACGGUUUGUGUGAUUAAGAGAGGAUGGCAAAUACAGUGGGUGUAUAUACUAUCACUAAUUCGUUGUUGUCAUUAAAAAUGUUA
Orbicella faveolata is the source of this 969-nucleotide messenger RNA. Its product is annotated as inactive rhomboid protein 1-like. Gene Ontology annotation, biological process: regulation of epidermal growth factor receptor signaling pathway; regulation of protein secretion. The record is from RefSeq and is a predicted model, not a curated record. NCBI's taxonomy places the organism in Eukaryota, Metazoa, Cnidaria, Anthozoa, Scleractinia, Merulinidae. Gene Ontology annotation, cellular component: endoplasmic reticulum membrane. Gene Ontology annotation, molecular function: serine-type endopeptidase activity.